Messenger RNA from Penicillium coprophilum, 945 nucleotides. RefSeq names its product HMG-box domain-containing protein. Lineage: Eukaryota; Fungi; Ascomycota; Eurotiomycetes; Eurotiales; Aspergillaceae. The record is from RefSeq and is a predicted model, not a curated record. The transcript has 3 exons. The coding region runs from base 1 to 945 and encodes 314 amino acids. Gene Ontology annotation, biological process: anatomical structure morphogenesis; cell differentiation; negative regulation of transcription by RNA polymerase II. Gene Ontology annotation, molecular function: DNA-binding transcription factor activity, RNA polymerase II-specific; RNA polymerase II cis-regulatory region sequence-specific DNA binding.
AUGCGGACCUGCCUCCUGGAUUUCGUCGAUGACGGCGACGACAUGUCUCCUCGUCGGUCCAUGGAGCUUCUUUGGGCAGACGCCGUCUCCCAUCUCCCUCAGACCGAUGGUGAAAUCCUUCUGCCUCGCAACCUUUUCGAUGAUAUGCUUGACAUCGAUCACCUCAAGGACAUGGGAAUUCGUCUGGCAGCUAUUCUCAACAAGAAGGUUCAGAUUGUCCUGGAUGAAUCUAUGGAUGCCUAUCGCAUGUUCCCCAAGGAACUGGGAACGGAGCAUGACGAAGAUUUGUUGCCUGAUCAACAUAACAUCGAGCUUGAUGAACACCUUUUGCUCAGCAAGUCAAUCCAUCACGCUGGAGACUCUGUGAAGAUCCCUGCUCGCCCUACCAAAGUCCCUCGUCCCCCCAACUGCUUUAUCUUGUAUCGCCAGGCAAACCACCAUUUGGUCAAGGAUGCCAACCCUGGUGUUUCCAACAACGAAAUUUCUCGUAUUCUUGGCGCGCGUUGGAACAACGAGACCCCUGAGGUUCGCCAGCAGUUCACCCGCCUCGCUGAUGACCUGAAGAAAGAGCAUGCUAUCAAGCAUCCCGACUAUCAGUAUGCCCCUCGUCGUCCUUCGGAGCGCAGACGCCGUGCUCCCCGCAUUCGGACCAACUACCAGCCUUUCCGCAACGAUGAUUCCCAGUGCAUUGGUGGUGUUGAUUUCGACGAAGACUUUGAUGAACAUCUGAUCGCAAUCGAUGACGACUAUUUGUCCGAACUAAGCAACAAUGGUAUUCUCUUUGGCCCGAACGGUGUCGAGCCACUUCCUGCCCCUUACAGUUAUGGUGAUCGUAUGGAAAUCAGCAACGAAUUGGCUUCAGGCAGCAAUCUUACUGCUAUGGAAUACAUCCCUAUGCCAUUCGAAUCCGACAAAUCAGACAUCCUCACACCCACCAUCUUCUAA